Molecule: messenger RNA, 1159 nt
Organism: Danio aesculapii
Lineage: Eukaryota; Metazoa; Chordata; Actinopteri; Cypriniformes; Danionidae
Gene: dhfr
Product: dihydrofolate reductase
Exons: 6
Coding region: 96-668 (190 amino acids)
Biological process (GO): tetrahydrofolate biosynthetic process; dihydrofolate metabolic process; glycine biosynthetic process
Cellular component (GO): mitochondrion
Molecular function (GO): dihydrofolate reductase activity; NADP binding
Source: RefSeq, a predicted model, not a curated record
GUUCGACGUACUCGUUCGUAAAUCCUCUGGCGGGAAGAAGGCGAGACCGUGCGUAGUAGCCAAAGUGUGACUUGUUUACUGUAUUUACAAAAGUUAUGGCUCGAAUACUCAACUGUAUUGUUGCGGUUUGCCCAGACAUGGGAAUAGGAAAAAAUGGGAACCUGCCAUGGCAUCCAGUAAGACUAAGUAAUGAACUCAAGCACUUUCAGAAGAUGACCAUGACCCCUUCAGAUGAGGGUAAGAAGAAUGUGGUCAUCAUGGGCAGAAAGACGUGGUUCUCUAUUCCUGCAGCACACAGGCCUCUAAAGAGCAGGAUCAACAUAGUUCUCAGCAGAGAACUCAAGACAGCCCCAGAGGGAGCUCACUACCUUGCUUCAGACUUCAGUUCAGCUCUCCAUCUGUUAGACAGUGCCGAGCUCGAAAAACAAGUGGACCAGGUUUGGAUAAUUGGUGGCAGCUCUCUGUAUAAGGAGGUGAUGGAGCGCUCUGGUCCCAGGCGUCUGUUUGUAACCCGGAUCCUCAAGCAGUUUGACUGUGACACAUUUAUACAAGAUUUUAACAUGGACAAGUACAAGCUACUGCCUGAAUUUCCUGGUGUGCCCGUUGGCUUGCAGGAGGACAAUGGUGUUCAGUAUGUGUUUGAAGUGUAUGAAAGCAACGAACACUAAGAAGAUCUUUUAAAGUAUGAUGCUACGGUCAGAGAUGUGGUCUAGCGGUUAGUGUUAAUCCUUCAACCUAUCUCCCAUGCAAAAAACCAUUAUCACACUUGUAUAAUCUCCUGGCCCUAGCCUCCGUUCUUUUAUCUAUCACUUCUCAAUUUAUUUUAUUAUUAAACAGGCUAAAAUAUGUUGUGGUUCCAGGACAAUUAAAAGAUGCUAUUCUCGGAUUACUCUUAUGUGUGGACUACUUACUAUAUAAAGUUUGAAGUUAACAGAAAAUCCUGGGAAGAAAGAAGGGAAGUAAAUAAAGGUCAAAGACCAGACUAAACUGACGACUAGUAAACAUUUCCCAUUGGUUUAUAAUUACUGUGCAAAUUUUUUUUUGCAUUGUCCCAAUAAGUACCCUGUUGUCUGUAUGAUGUUUAGUUCCUGGGUUAUUAUUUAAAAUAUUCCGAAAACAGCAUACCUCAUUUUCCACAGUAAUAAACAGGUUUUUUUAA